Molecule: messenger RNA, 787 nt
Organism: Caretta caretta (loggerhead turtle)
Lineage: Eukaryota; Metazoa; Chordata; Testudines; Cheloniidae
Gene: COX4I1
Product: cytochrome c oxidase subunit 4I1
Biological process (GO): mitochondrial electron transport, cytochrome c to oxygen
Cellular component (GO): respiratory chain complex IV
Source: RefSeq, a predicted model, not a curated record
AGAGAGGCCUUAGGGCGGUAAAUGUAAGGAAGUCCUGACAACUUUUAAUAAGGACUCACCACAUGAAGAGGUUGAGAAAUCUGGCCUGAACCAAUGCCUUUAAUUAUACAGUAUUUGGGAUUCAUUGGGAAGCGCUGAAUAAGAAUGUUGGCGUCUAGGGCAUUUAGCCUAAUUGGCAAGCGUGCCAUUUCCACCUCCAUCUGCUUGAGAGGACAUGCAGGUGUUGCGAAAGUGGAAGACUUCAGUCUUCCAGGUUACACUGAUCGUCGUGACAUUCCUCUUCCUCAACUGGAAUACGUAAGGAAUCUAUCUGCUGAGCAGAAAGCCCUGAAAGAAAAGGAAAAGGCAUCAUGGAGUGCCCUCUCUACUGAUGAGAAGGUUGGAUUGUAUCGUAUCAAAUUCUGUGAGACCUUCGCUGAAAUGAAUAGGGGAUCAAAUGAGUGGAAGACUGUUAGUGGUGGUAUGCUCUUCUUCCUUGGCUUCACUGCCUUAAUUGUCAUUUGGCAAAGACUGUAUGUUUAUGGUCCUGUUCCUCACACCUUCUCUGAGGAAUGGGUGGCUAUGCAGACCAAGAGAAUGCUGGACAUGAGAGUUAACCCAGUCGAGGGCUUCUCGGCCAAAUGGGACUACGACAAGAACGAAUGGAAGAAGUAAAAUCACUCCUGGGAUCACUGGACCUGCUGUCCACUUGAAUUUUAAAUGAUUCCAUUACCUACAUGUGACCUCACUGCUUAUGUACUGGAACAAACUCCAUUUAAAUGAUAAUAAAUGUCUGGUUUACUUGAAA